Molecule: messenger RNA, 2004 nt
Organism: Gregarina niphandrodes
Lineage: Eukaryota; Apicomplexa; Conoidasida; Eugregarinorida; Gregarinidae
Exons: 4
Coding region: 1-2004 (667 amino acids)
Source: RefSeq, a predicted model, not a curated record
AUGAUCAGCCAGCAAGAGUUGAUUCUUGCUCAGAGUACUCAGUUAGCCAACCUGCGGAUUGAAGUAGAUGGCCUCCGGGAGUCUCUGCAGUCCAUGUAUAGUGACGUAGAACUGCGGAUUAAUUCCGUGCUAAAGGAAGCACAAGCCUCGGCCUUACGGAGCUUUAUUUCAACACCACAUCCGGCCUGCAUCAAAGAACCGGAUGAGGACUACCAGUAUUGGCUCAUAAUGGCAAACGAACUGAACAAGCUCCGGCUUCAAUUACACCAUUUCAUGGAGGGUACGCGGGUCCAAUUGUACAUUCUUCAUAACGGCAUCAGGGAUCUAGUCCAGGACGAACGACCUAGAGUGGAUCCGUCUCUAGAGCGACUUGUAAACCACUACGGAUUACCAAACUCCAAUCUACCAGACGAUGUAUCACCUUUCAUUUCUGCACCCAUCAUUUCAUCCCCGACAUCAGGUCGACCAACCCAACCAAAUGAUUCACUCAACGGCCACGAUACCCCAAUUGAAACACCUGUGCCAAUUGAAACACGUGUGCCAACUGAAACACGUGUGCCUUGUGACAUUCAUCAGAUGAUUCCGUUGGGUAAUUCGGAUAUUACACCCAGUCCCGCUCAGAAGGUCAUCGGUCAUAAAAAGGUGAGUGAUGUGGAUAGUGAAGAACAAUGUGUCGACUGGGAUGAGCCGCAACAGUCUCCCGCGACGAAAAUUCUAUCGAAGGAUGCCUUCAUCAAAGUUUCCGGCCAGAACAUGAUUCUGUCGAACAUACCCCGGCCUUCUGGUCAACUGGGUGGGGCUGGUGAGCUCCCACCAGACCUUAGGCGUCUUGGUGAUGAAGCGCCGGUGGGUGUAGAAGCUGAAGAACUGGAAUCACCUCCACAGGAAUUACAACCACAACUUCUACAACCCAGAGCAUCUGUAGAACACAGAACACCCGUGCAGUCCGAACAGUUGCUUGUACCAACAACCAUGCGAACAGUUGCUCCGUCAAGUACCUCCCAGUCCGCUACUGCAGUCAUUUUCCCCACAGUAUCACCGAGUCUAAAACAGACUUUCGGUGUUCAAUUGCUUGUAUCAGGAACUGAAGCGAACAGCCAUUUUGAGGACGUGAAUCGAAUUGUUGACGAACUUGGUGACACUGCUGAAUUUGAUGACACUGCAAUGGCUCCCCUGCUACCCACUGAAAGUGCUGUACUCAUCAGGGAUGAGAUUGAGGAGAUUCAAGAGGCACACAAAUUCCAGGCCGAUAGACAUCACGGUGUAUGCAUUGAUGAUAGCGCCAUGUAUGGGAGACCCUUUUGUCCCGAUUAUGAUGAUGCAGAAACCUUUAUACCGACCGCCUUUCCUAUCGAGGCUACUUGCCACGGAUCUCUUUACCCGAGAGGCCCUGAUCCGGGUCGGGGUGAGCACGGGGCCAAGGCAGAGCGCGGUUUGGUGGGAGAGCCUACUGGGGCCGGUAAGGAAGUUUCUGGUAAGGAAGUUUCUGGUAAGGAAAUUCCGGGUAAGGAAAUUCCGGAUAAGGAAAUUCCGGAUAAGGAGGUUCCUGGAAAUGCAGGCUCUGCUGAAGUUUCUGUUAAGGAAGUUUUUGUCCCUGAUAAAGGUGUUUCUGAGAUGGAAGUAUCCGGAAAAGAAGUUUCAUUAAGUGGUAAUCCGUUUGGUAAGAAGCGCCCAUCCCAUGCCGAGGAGCCACGCAGCCCGGCGCCGACGUCCAAGAAGGGUGCGGCGUCUGGCAAAGUGCGGCAGAGAGUUGUGGGUACGUUGUUCGAACAUCGGCCGCCUGUGUUCACCGCACCAAGCAGUUCCCAGUUGACGAGGAGGAUUGAGCCGGGCUCAUUGGACGAGAGACCGGCAACUUUGGCCCAAGCCUUCAUGGUCAGCCCGGCAACUGCAACGGUUGGUCGCCCAGUCACUCCCUCUGUCGGUGCUUAUGACUUAGUGGGCCAAAGUCCAUUAACCCCAAGAGGUGGCAAAAGGAAUAAAUAUCUGGCUGGCGAAGAGUGA